AAUUUUUGUUUUUUUCUUUCAACUUUUUUUUCUGUAUCGUUCCUGUAUCUCCAUUUGCUUGUUUUAUAAACUCAAGUUCUGGUUUCAGAGUGGAGCUGCUCGUCAUCUGCUUUGUAGUUCCGAUUCUCCGAUUUCCGCCGCUGCCAUGUCGUUCCGAGGACUAAGUCGACAAAAUACUAUGUCUGGGAUGGACGUCCCAGAACAUAGCAAAGGCACGUUUUUGGAACUGCAGAGGAAGAAGGUUUAUCGCUAUGUGAUUUUCAAGAUUGAUGAGAAGAAAAGGGAGGUUUUGGUAGAGAAGACUGGGGGCCCUGCUGAGAGCUAUGAUGAUUUUAUGGCAGCUUUGCCUGAGAAUGAUUGCCGAUUUGCUGUAUUUGACUUCGAUUUUGUGACCUCUGAGAAUUGUCAAAAGAGCAAGAUAUUCUUCAUUGCAUGGUCCCCUUCAUCCUCUCACGUCCGUGCAAAGAUGCUCUAUGCCACAUCCAAAGACAGGCUUAGAAGGGAGCUAGAUGGUGUCCACUAUGAGAUUCAGGCUACUGACCCUACAGAAAUGGAUCUUGAAGUGUUAAGGGACCGUGCUCACUGAACAGUCUCCGACUUGAUUGUUUAAUCCUUGAGGAAACAUCUGUUGAGGAGCUUUGCCAACCUCUGUAUUACUUUUUCUUCCCCCAUAAUGCUAUGUGCAGCAUUGUUCUCUGACACAAACUCAUGUAUAAAACAUAAUCGUGAAUAACCGGAAUCUGGUUAGGCUGAUGUGAAGCUCUGGGCUAACGUUACCUUGUUGGUCGUUGCCAAUAAAUCCAGUGGCCGGUUCUUCACUGUCUUUUGCCGUAAGCGAAGGUAGUUUAAAGUUGGCUGUAUGGAAACCCUAGUGGAAUUUACGAUAAGCUUUAAUAGUCAUUAUCUCA
Messenger RNA from Rubroshorea leprosula, 908 nucleotides. The record is from the annotation of a GenBank genome assembly. NCBI's taxonomy places the organism in Eukaryota, Viridiplantae, Streptophyta, Magnoliopsida, Malvales, Dipterocarpaceae.